GCUCUCAUGUGCGUUGCUGCCUCUUUGCUGCGCGGGUUGAGUGAGGGAGGUGAGCGUGGCGCCGGUCAGUGGAGUGAAGUCGGCUCUCGGUCCUCAGUGAAGCGGCAGCCGAGGGGACAGCGGGGAAAGCCAGCAGGAAACCAGUCGUCAGCUUGGAUUAUAUCACGAAGGAGAUGACAGAGCAAGACGUUAACCCAAAAGCCUAUCCUCUUGCGGAUGCCCAGUUAACAAAGACAAUACUGGAUCUUGUGCAGCAAGCAGGGAACUAUAAGCAACUUCGAAAGGGAGCUAAUGAAGCCACCAAGACCUUGAACAGAGGAAUUGCUGAGUUCAUAGUGAUGGCUGCAGAUGCUGAACCGUUGGAGAUUAUUCUUCAUUUACCUCUUCUCUGUGAAGACAAAAAUGUGCCUUACGUUUUUGUAAGGUCUAAGCAGGCUCUGGGCCGUGCAUGUGGAGUGUGUCGGCCAGUCAUUGCAUCCUCCGUCACCAUAAAGGAAGGGUCUCAGCUGAAGCCACAGAUUCAGUCUGUUCAACAAGCAGUUGAGCGUUUAUUGGUUUGAAUUGUUGUGACAGUCAGUGGAAUAUUUAGUGGCUGAACAGGAAAUGGCUUCCAACCAUCAGUCGUGUACAUUUCACUUUUUUUCUAAAUUGCUUUUGAACAUUGUGGUAAGAUUGUUUGCAGGGCACAUUUGUAAUGUACUUUAAUUUCUGCAAUAAAAAGUGUUUCUCCUGAA
This is a messenger RNA of Carcharodon carcharias (great white shark), 734 nucleotides long. It is a transcript of the gene snu13b, whose product is annotated as SNU13 homolog, small nuclear ribonucleoprotein b (U4/U6.U5). Gene Ontology annotation, cellular component: small-subunit processome; precatalytic spliceosome; nucleolus. Gene Ontology annotation, molecular function: RNA binding. The record is from RefSeq and is a predicted model, not a curated record. Gene Ontology annotation, biological process: mRNA splicing, via spliceosome; maturation of SSU-rRNA; ribosome biogenesis. The coding region runs from base 174 to 560 and encodes 128 amino acids. Lineage: Eukaryota; Metazoa; Chordata; Chondrichthyes; Lamniformes; Lamnidae. The transcript has 3 exons.